AGCAAUUUCCAUCUUCGAAAUCCAUCAAAACAUAUAUCCAUAUACGUACAAUCAACUGGUAUCUUCGUUUUUGCUCAUUACCUUGAAAAUGGCACAUUACCAAAACCAGCACGCUGCACCUGCAUCCCAAGUCGACGAAUACGGCAACCCGAUUCGCACGGAUCAAUAUGGCAACACAAUUCGCACGGACGAAUAUGGCAACCCGAUUCGCACGGACGAAUUUGGCAACCCGAUCCACCACAUGACCGGCACCGCCGGUGGAUACGACACCACCACUCUCCAAGGUAUGAGUCAUGAUGUAACGGGGACUGGCGCCCACGGCGUUUCUGGCAAGCUUCAUCGCUCUGGAAGCUCAAGCUCUAGCUCUUCGGAGGAUGAUGGGCAUGGCGGGAGAAGGAAGAAGGAGGGGCUGACGGAGAAGAUAAAGGAGAAGAUACCUGGUGUUGGACACAAGGAUCACCGUAGUAAUACAAGUGCAAGUACCACAUAUGGUUACGAUGAGGGGCAACUACACCAUCAGGAGAAGAAGGGGGUGAUGGAAAAGAUCAAAGAGAAGCUUCCUGGACACCACUAGCUGUCGCUAGCUAGCUCAUAUAUGUAUAUUAUUAUAUAUACAUACGUAUUUCGUUUUCUUUGCAUAA
Messenger RNA from Corylus avellana, 641 nucleotides. RefSeq names its product dehydrin Rab15. Gene Ontology annotation, biological process: cold acclimation; response to abscisic acid; response to water deprivation. Gene Ontology annotation, cellular component: cytosol. The record is from RefSeq and is a predicted model, not a curated record. NCBI's taxonomy places the organism in Eukaryota, Viridiplantae, Streptophyta, Magnoliopsida, Fagales, Betulaceae.